AUGACCGCCUCACGAAGUUUUGCCAACUCCGAACCGUUUGAGAUAGUUUUCGACCACCUUUGGGCGGUAGAUAUCUCAGCCAUAAAUUGGCGUCACAAAAAAGAGUGGAACGGUGUCGAAUCGAAUGAUCUCGUUGCCAAAUUGACAUCGAAAAGGCGAGAGAUUACGCGUCCGGGAAAGUACUCGAAAGAUUAUGAAAACGAGUCAACUAGGUGUUUCCAGACAUCGCUGGUAACUGGAUCCUGCAUCACGACAACGCACCGUGCCACACUGCCCUCAGCGUCUUCCAGUAUUUGGCCGCUAAAGGGAUCGCCGUCCAAUUGCACUCACUUAUCCGAUGAAGUUGAAAGCACCACCACCACCACCAAUAUUGGCAUGGAACAUGUGCAAGUACACACCCUACGAGCAUUCAACUGCAACACCACAGCACUGGGAUCUUGGCCUCCGGCAGCAGCUACACAAUUCUAUUAGCCAACAGUUAUAGUGUACUUACGGCGGCGCCACAGGAGCUCCGAACAAACAGAUUUUAUCCGACAUGAGUUACAUUGGCAAAAUCUUUGUCAUCUCGGGUAUUACUGGACCACACGCUGGCAGCCGCCGGGCGCUCGAACUUUUCGCAGCAACAUUUGCGGGUCACGAUCUUUACUAAGGACAUCUGUCAAACUUCAUUUCGUUUGUAAUUAACGGGUUGCUUUUGAUUUCCUGUUUUAGUGAAAGUGAAAUCGCAGAAAAUGAGAAAAUUAGUUAGAAAGAGAUUAGGAAUUGUAAUCAAAUGGAUAAAAUUGAAUUAAUGUG
Ceratitis capitata (Mediterranean fruit fly) is the source of this 795-nucleotide messenger RNA. RefSeq lists its product as uncharacterized. Bases 1 to 471 code for a protein of 156 amino acids. The transcript has 4 exons. The record is from RefSeq and is a predicted model, not a curated record. NCBI's taxonomy places the organism in Eukaryota, Metazoa, Arthropoda, Insecta, Diptera, Tephritidae.